Messenger RNA from Zeugodacus cucurbitae (melon fly), 1105 nucleotides. RefSeq names its product ATPase H(+)-transporting accessory protein 2. The record is from RefSeq and is a predicted model, not a curated record. Gene Ontology annotation, cellular component: external side of plasma membrane; membrane. Gene Ontology annotation, molecular function: signaling receptor activity. Lineage: Eukaryota; Metazoa; Arthropoda; Insecta; Diptera; Tephritidae. The coding region runs from base 116 to 1018 and encodes 300 amino acids. The transcript has 4 exons.
ACCAAGCAACAUGUUGUGCACUCGUAUCAAAAUAAUUAUCUGAAUCAAUUCGUUCGUUUUUAUUUGUCAUUUAAUUUGCUUCUCAACAAUUAAUAAAAUUUCUAAUUUUCCAGAAAUGAAGCUGAUAAUAUUGGCCUUUCUCAUUCAACUCAUCAGUACAGUUCUCGCUGAUGAUUUUAUUGUGAUGAGCCAUGCGGAAUCGUUGAAAUUUGAGGACUCCACAACGGCAAUACCAGUAAAGCAAAUCAAGCAUAUAUUAAAGGCCGUUGUGGGGGAGACUGCAUCAGCUGGCGCAGAAUUUUAUUCACUGAGCAUUAACAACAUUUUCAAAAUACCAAAAUUAGCUCUCGUGGUGACGGUGAAACUCAAUAGCACAGCAGAUUAUUCAGCACUCGGUACUGUUAGCAAAUACGCAGUUGAGGGGCGUACGCCAGGCACAGAUCUACAAAAUAUAUUGAAUUUUCAAAAGUCUGCAACAAAUCUGGAAUUUUAUAAAUCCUCCAAGGACACUGAAUUUGAAUAUUUGAAGAAAAUGCUGAUUGCACACAAAGCACCUGGAGGACCAGACAUAGUUCCCGACCUGAAGCAGCUUUUAACAACAGAUGUUAUUGAGAAGCUAAUAGUCGACAUAAAAGUGUUGCAUUUUAUAGGCCUACACUUUGUGAAUCAAAAAACUGUUUUAGACUUUUCCAAACUGACUGAGGUGUUUACAAAACUCAAGGAUUUGUGGAAGGACAAUUUAUUUGCCAUCCUGACUUAUGGCCCAGACACUGAGUCACCCGAAUCGGCUCAGAAUAUUAGCACUUCAAUAACAAUCGAUCCGAUGGAUCAUGACCAUUACAACAUUCCACCGCGCUAUGAUGAAAACUAUGCCAUAGUAUUCAAUAUAAUACUUUGGUUUAGCGUUGCGUUCACUUUAGCUUUAUAUGCCGUUAUUGUGGCUUUGAUCAACAUGGAUCCCGGAAGAAACUCGAUAAUCUAUCGUUUGACCGCUACGCGUUCGAAGAAGGAUAUAUAAUUGCAACAGGCGUAAGUUGAUGUGGCUCAAAUUUGUUUUGAAAUUUUGAAAAUUAUGUUCAAUAAAUAAAUAUUUAUUUCAAUAUUG